Nylanderia fulva is the source of this 2868-nucleotide messenger RNA. Lineage: Eukaryota; Metazoa; Arthropoda; Insecta; Hymenoptera; Formicidae. The record is from RefSeq and is a predicted model, not a curated record.
UUAUUUUCAUAGGUGAAAACUUGCCAAUUUUGGAGUCGGUGUACUCUUUGAUGCGUCGUGUCUUUUUACGCCAAAACGGUGGGAAUCAAUUGCCGGGGAAUAAGGGAUGAAAUUAAGAUCUUAAUGUUUAUAGAAAAAUAAACAAAUUGAAAACUGCAUACGUGAAUGCACAUGUGUAACUUUAUGGAAGCAAUUGCUGCCUGAAAAGUCAUUCAGUAUGGAUGCCAAAGCUCUUCCCAGUCUCUUGAGUUUGAAAGUGACUCCUCCGUCAGAGUUACAAAAUCAGAAUGUUGACAAUGGGAUUGGAGAAGGGGAUGGUGGUUCUGUUAAGCUUCCAGCUGCUCUGGAGCAAGCCCUUGCAUUUAAGACAGAGAGAGCUAAAGAAAUAGGCGGUGAUCCUGACGAUGUUAUUUCUGUAAGUAAAUCACCAAAGGACGAUGGCGAAGAUGCUUCUCAGAUGGAAGACGUCAUAACGGAGCUGGAACAACAAAAAUCAGAAAAAAUGGAUUCUAAAUCAAGUAAAACCAAGAAGAAGAAAAAGUCAAAGAGGAAGAGACACAACGGUGAGAAGAGGGAUGGCGAACAGAGGAAGGACAGUGUAGAGGACAAUGCUAAGAGUAAAGAUGAUUUGCCGGAAAUAGAGUAUAUACAGGAAAUACCGAGCAUAAAUGAUUUAGAACCGAUGUAUCGUCAAUUUGCUAGGGUCUUCGAAGCGUUCAAACUGGUGGAGCCGGAACCGAGUCCGAAUGACGCGGCUGACAAGGGUGAACCCAUCGGGCAGUAUCCCCUGACGAAUAUACAGACCGCCGGCACCGGGGUGCCGAGUAAAGUGCCGCUGUUGGACGAUUUCGACGACGAUGCGAAUCAGCAGCAGCAGCAGCAGGGCACCGGCGAAAACGGGGCUCCACGACUGUCUAAGCGAAAACUAAAAAGACUCACACGACUGAGCGUAGCGGAACUGAAGCAGCUGGUGGGUCGUCCGGACGUGGUGGAGAUGCACGACGUUACGGCGCGAGAUCCUAAGCUGCUCGUGCAAUUGAAGGCGCAUCGAAACACGGUACCUGUACCGAGACACUGGUGCUUCAAGCGGAAGUAUCUCCAGGGCAAACGGGGUAUAGAGAAGCCGCCCUUCGAUCUGCCAGACUUUAUCAAGCGUACCGGUAUCACGGAGAUGAGAGCGAGUCUGCAGGAACGCGACGACACGCGUACGCUGAAGGCGAAGAUGCGGGAGCGAGCGAGGCCCAAGCUGGGUAAGAUCGACAUCGACUAUCAGAAGCUGCACGACGCCUUCUUCAAGUGGCAAACGAAACCGCGUAUGACGAUCCACGGGGACCUCUAUUACGAGGGCAAGGAAUUCGAGACUCGAUUGAAAGAAAAGAAACCGGGAGAACUCUCGGACGAGCUGCGCACAGCUCUGGGCAUGCCGGUCGGACCGAACUGUCAGAAGGUACCUCCGCCCUGGCUCAUAGCUAUGCAACGUUACGGGCCACCGCCGAGUUAUCCGAACCUCAAGAUACCCGGUUUAAACGCACCCAUUCCGGAGGGCUGCGCUUUCGGUUAUCAUGCAGGCGGAUGGGGAACACCAGUGGAUGAAACAGGUAGACCGCUCUACGGAGAUGUGUUCGGGGUGUCCCGCACAUCCGGCGCGGAUGCGAUGGACGAGGAAAUUGAUCGGGGAAUGUGGGGCGAGCCGGAAUCGGAGUCGUCUGGCGACGAGGAUGAGGAUGAGGACGCCGAAGAAGGUGGCGAGGGUGGCGAGGGCGAAGGAAAGGACGGAGACGAUGACACUAGCGGAUUGGUCACUCCUGGUGCAGAAGGUCUGAUCACGCCGAGUGGUAUCACGUCGAUUCCGGCUGGUUUGGAGACUCCGGAGACCAUCGAGCUGCGAAAGAAGAAGAUCGAGAGCGAGAUGGAAGGCGGGGAUACGCCCGCUCUGUACACGGUACUGCAGGAACGACGUACGGAGGGUCUGGGCGCCAGUAUGAUGGGUAGCACGCACGUUUACGACAUGACUGGCGCAGCGGGUGGCCAGGCACCACCGUCUGUCAUCGCGGCACGUCGUGGCGGAAUCAGCGGUAGCGCGAGCGACGCUCGUGCAGAAAAGGACGGGGCGGUGGAGUUGACCCUGGAUCCCAGCGAGUUGGACCUCGACUCUGAAGCGAUGGCGUCCAGGUACGAGGAGACGAUGAGAUCCAGACAGGCGCACCUUAGGAGAGAAGAUCUGUCGGAUAUGCUGCAAGAUCACGUACAACGGCAGAAGAGCAAACGUAAACGUCAGCAAAUCCAGGACACAAAAACAUCUAAGAAAUAUAAAGAGUUCAAAUUUUAAGGUUUUGUUGUAUUAUUUUUCCUCGUGAUUAUGUAUCAUAUUAUAAUAUAGGAAUGAAAUUAUUUGAGAUACAUAAGAUUGGGCUUAUUGUAAUGCACCACUUCGACGAGAUCGCAAAAUAUUAUUCAAUAGUGAUUCCAAUUUUGUAUUUCAUGUUUACAAGUUAUAUGGUUGAUCGAUAAUAAAUGGAUCAGCCGUGUACAUUUACGAUAUAUAAAUUGACGAUAGUGAUAGAUUAUGAUAAUACACACUAUGAGCUAAAUAUUUUUCAAUAAAUAUAAUUUUCUAUUUUUACGUAACACAAAUAGGAACGACUACGUAAGUACUAUAUCGAAAAUGCAGUCUUUAAUACACAUUUGUUCAGUUUUUUAAAUUAUGUUUUUAAUUAUGUCACAUUUUUCAGUAUAGUGACACUAUAUGGCAGUAAAUAUGUAUAAUUAUUUCACACAGUUCAUUAAUGUAAUGCACUGUCAUACCUCGAAGUUUCUUGUACUGAAUUUUGUUGCAAUCUAUAAUAUAUUCUCAAAAUAAUCUAUGAA